CUUCCGUUCUGAGAACCCCGGAUGAAUUUGAAUGGAUUCUUUUGGAUGGAAAUUAUAGAAGUGAGUUCGUUUAUUCAAGGUCUUUUGAAAGCUUUUAAUUCCUUGUGGUACCAUUUGAAGCUUUUUGCAUGAAUAAAACUAUUGCGUACUUGUGAAUCAUCUGUUUACGACAAUGUUGAUAACUAAUUAUAUAGAAAGCAAAUUGAGUAAUGAAAAUGUACGUCAACUUUUGGUUUUAAAAAGCACUAAGUACCACAUUUCCUGAUCGUCCUUGAUCCAUAUCCAAUACUAUAAAUAGUACAAUAUCAGACUAUCGGUCCUUCUGAUAUGUUAUGUGACAUGACUAACAAUAGAACACAUUAUCUACAUUUUGUUUUUCUGAAAAUGGAUUGACAGUUAUAUUUUUACGUCUAAUGUUGUAGCCAAUAGUACUCUGCUCAUCUUAAAUCCAAACGAUCAAAAUGGAUGCUCGUUUAAAAGAUUCACUUGAAGAUGUUGACGAAAUUUCAGGUAUGCCAACGUUUCAUUUUUCGUACAUAAUUCAAAAUAUGAUUCCGUCCUCCAUAGCAAGCAGCCAAAGAAUAAAAACAUUUGACUUGGAGUUCGAAGAUAAUAAAGAAGUCAGUGUAUUGAAUGACGAUGACGUCACGGCAAUUCCUGUAGGCAGUAUGGCGGAAGGUCUAAAUAUGCCAAACUUUAUGGAAACUACGAAAGAAGGCUGUAAUUUUUUGGCUUUGUCAGAUAUUGAUAUCAUGCUAGUCAUGAAUCAGUACCUUAUAACAUUUGACGAAAAGGAAAAACUAAAUUUGAGGUUUGUCGAAGCUAAGGAGCUACUACCAUGGGAUUAUUAUGCAUUAGCAGAGACCAACGAUAUUCAUCCAGGAUAUGUCCGAAUUAAUCGAUCUAAUACUAUGUUAUUUGAUCAAUACCAAGAUAGAGAAAUGCUUCUUCUUAAUUUUAAAAUGUAUAAUAUGCAAAAGAAGGAACUUGUUGACAAUGUAAUGGUGAAUGGACCAGCAUUGACCAUUCCCCAAUCUGUCUCAGACAGAAAAGUAAACGGAAAUCCUUUACCAAUGGACAAAGUUCUUGCCAUGCCAUGCAAAGAGUGGCCUCCUCCAGCAGUUCCAUGGAUUCAAAGAUCUAAAGAAAAAGACUGGCUUCCAGAAACUUUGAUUCAGAAGAUUGUUGAAGCAGGUUGUCAUAUAGUUCCAACACAUCACAGAAAAGUCGACGAUUGCAAAUCAAGGGACGAAUGGAGAAUAUCAUUUGCCACUGCUGAAAGGCAAAUUGCAAGAGAAGCUUUGACUGAUAUUCAAAAACAAGCAUAUAUUGCUAUCAAAAUACUUUAUCACCAAAGGCUUAAGAGACAAGAAUUACUUUCAUCAUAUCAUCUGAAAACUGUUUUCUUCUAUACCUGUGAGCAAAUACCAAGCUCACGCUGGGAAGAAAAUAUAGGAUCCUGUAUAUUAUGCUUUCUUGAUAUUUUAAUCAAAUACGUGAAAGAGGGGAAUAUUCCGAAUUUCUUCAUUCCUGAGAACAACUUGAUAGAUUAUUUAUCCCAAAAACAACUUGACGAACUGUGUGAGGCUUUGACACAGAUUCGAAAGAAUCCAGUUGAGCAGUUGCUGCUAUUUUUUGACGACAAGGUAAUAGAAAACUUAGGAGUAAAAUUGGAAUUUCAAAGUAUCCUUAACCCUGUUGUAGCUGAUAUGGAAAAGUAUUCACAUCAUCCAAACAUAAUUAAAUUCUUGAAAGAAGUGAUCAGACCAUGUUCUUUGAAUAUGAUGCGUGGAUAUAUGGAAGGAGCAAAAUACAAUGAGGCUUUACGAACUGGAGAGGACUUGUAUUGUCUUAUGCUUAAAUGUGAAAUGACAGAGGAAUCACUUGCUGAAUUCUUCUUAACAACAAUACCACAAAUAACUACUGAUCAAGAAAUGGUGAUAAACUUUUUUAUCUGCAUAACGAAGAUCUAUGAGAAGGAGAAAAGUUUUGAAUGCUGUAGAAAUCAUUUGUUACAUCUUUUAGAAACAAAACAGACAGGCGUGCACGAAACGAAUUGGGAAAAUUGUUGGUUUCUUUGACUUCGUAAAUAAUAAUUAAUAAAUUAUCAAUUCUUUUGCAUUUUUUGUGAUCGAGACCAUUUAGACAUAAAGUUUCACUGUA
Messenger RNA from Saccostrea cuccullata (small rock oyster), 2163 nucleotides. RefSeq lists its product as uncharacterized. NCBI's taxonomy places the organism in Eukaryota, Metazoa, Mollusca, Bivalvia, Ostreida, Ostreidae. The transcript has a single exon. The record is from RefSeq and is a predicted model, not a curated record. The coding region runs from base 462 to 2081 and encodes 539 amino acids.